GGGGUGUAUGACAUGGCUUAAUAUCUUGAUCUCACUGGUUCCUAGCAACGUAACAAGGUGAUGACGUGGUUUUUACAUUUUUCAAAAAUCUCUUUUGCCCAGAGAGAGAAGAAGAGACAGAUCGGAAGGAGUUGAGUAAGAAUGGCGAAGCUGGUGCUCUUCACCGCCGUAAUUAUCGCUAUUUUCUCCCAUGGAUCCUCCGUCGAUGACAAAUGCGCCGCUUGUAACGCCGUCGCUGAGGAAUUAGAGUUACAGCUUUUAAAGGAAAAGCCACGAAACCAUCUUGAUAUGAGAAACCGGCUCAAUUCUAAAGGCCAGCGUGAAGGAAAGGUCAUUGAUUACAGAAUAAGCGACCUGAGGGUGGUUGAUUUGUUGGACGGUCUGUGUGAUAGAAUGCAGGACUAUACUCUACAAAAGGUGGAACCUAAGAAUAGACAAUGGGUGAAAGUAGGAAAUUUUGACAAUCUAACAAAUAAACAGGAAGCGAAAGCGCAUGCAAAUGACAUUUCAACUUAUUGUGGAAGAUUGCUGGAGGAAACUGAAGAUGAGCUAGGUGAGGUGAUAAAGAAUGGCUCCCUAAAAGCAGGAGAAGUCCGAAAGGUUCUGUGUCAAACUUUGAGUAACCACUGCCGACAAUCAAGUGAAACAGACUCAGAGGAUGAGGAGGACGACGAUGCAGAUGAAUUAUAACUCAAUCCAGUGAAAAGUUCACGUCAAAUUAAGAUCCCAUCUUGGUAGCUAUGUUAUAGAUACAUCCAUCCACAACUCAUAUGUAACUUAAGACACCUUUCACUUUUUAAGUUAUGUCGAAACUCGGGUCUAGAUUCUUAUUUAUAUUGUGGCAAUUGUUCGUUUUCCCUCAAAACCUUAAUUAGCUAGAGAGUAUCGAAAUAGUCUAAAUUUUAUAUGAAGAGCUAGUCGAGAUUUUACAUUGGAUGAUAAUCUAUAUGCGAUGAUCAUAGUUAUAAGCUU
This is a messenger RNA of Arabidopsis thaliana (thale cress), 972 nucleotides long. Its product is annotated as TLR4 regulator/MIR-interacting MSAP protein. The transcript is spliced from 9 exons. Bases 142 to 690 code for a protein of 182 amino acids. Lineage: Eukaryota; Viridiplantae; Streptophyta; Magnoliopsida; Brassicales; Brassicaceae. The record is from RefSeq and is marked reviewed.